AUGUCACCUGCUCGUUUGGGUGCUUUCAUAGCUGUGAUCUUUAUUAUUAUUGUACCUAGGAAUAGGCCUCCCUCGCUGCGAGCCUCUCCCGUUUUCCACCCUACGGAGUCCUACCGGGUACCUACCUACACAAGUAUUGGUCCACCACCUCUUCUCACCGUUUUGCCUCGGUUGAGAGUUGCAGUAGUUUCUCUCGAGGGAGAUGGAGGCGCAGCCCCGCAAGCGCCUCUCUACUAUGUAGUUGUUUUUAGUUACCAGUAUGCACAACUAUUCCCCAAAGCCAAUCUGACCUGGGACGUGCGUUACCAUACCCCUCUAUUCGCGCAGGCCAUGGAUGGGGGGCUCAUGGUAGCCCUGUUUGAACAAGUCCCCCGUGACCUUUUUGGCGCGCCCAUGUCUAACCACCGCCCAUGUCUCGGCAUGGCGACUUGCAUUGGCAGCUCGGUUAUUUCUCAAAAGGCGGCCAUGUACCCGGGUCAUCGCCAUCGUGCCAUCACGGGCCUGAAAUACAAUCCACAGGGCCACAUCCACUCACACCGUGACUUUUUUGAAUGCGGCUGGAAGGAAAGCGGCAAGAAAAAAAGGAUGCUUGACCUCGGUGCUCAAUUCGCCUCUUUUUUCGUCCUCGGCGGGAGAGCUUAUAUACUGUGCUGUCUUCCCACGCGCGGCAGCGACCCCAGCUACAGGAGGAAGACCCUCCUCUAUGACACCCUCACCACCCUCACCACCCUCACCUGCCGCCAAACUUGGGAGUCGAUUAUUCCCUGGCAUCCUGGAAUUCCCAACUUCGAUCACGACCCGGAACCCUAA
Molecule: messenger RNA, 810 nt
Organism: Cordyceps militaris CM01
Lineage: Eukaryota; Fungi; Ascomycota; Sordariomycetes; Hypocreales; Cordycipitaceae
Exons: 5
Coding region: 1-810 (269 amino acids)
Source: RefSeq, a predicted model, not a curated record